CAACUACCCCUGCACGAAGAACUUCUUAUCUCAGGUUGAAAUGAUCCAAUCAAUCAGCCCCCCUGGUGCCAAUUCUACAAUCACAACACGGUUCUCAUUCCACCGACUCCUUCUUUUAAUCUCUUACGUGAGUCUGGAGUCCUCGCUACCGGCAACGAUUGGGGAUACUCGGCAACUAGGGGACAUCAUCCUCCGCAGUGAAGAGGAUUGGGACCCGCAGGUUGGCCUGGAGAGCUUUGCCGACAUGAAAGGGAAGACAUGGCAACAACUUUGCCGGGACACUCAGCGGUGCUAGGAACAAAUCCACAACUAUCUGGCACAGUACCGAUUCAUCAAUUCGACCAUAUCUUGCGAUCAACUGCGCAACCAUCUCUGCUACCUCCCCUGUGGGAUUGAGCAGAUAUCGG
This is a messenger RNA of Aspergillus piperis CBS 112811, 407 nucleotides long. RefSeq lists its product as uncharacterized. Bases 41 to 295 code for a protein of 84 amino acids. The record is from RefSeq and is a predicted model, not a curated record. The transcript has a single exon. Lineage: Eukaryota; Fungi; Ascomycota; Eurotiomycetes; Eurotiales; Aspergillaceae.